AUGGACGAUGAUACUGGAACCGGUGGUUCUGGCGUCUUAGGAAGUGGUCGAAGUCGCAGGCGACAGUGGACUAAUAGAAAGGACGCUGGGGUGGUUGGACAGGCAGGAUGGACAAGCAGUGUCAUAAACUUGGUCAACACGAUCGUUGGUGCAGGAGCUUUGGCAAUGCCACACGCGAUAUCUCGCAUGGGAAUGUUUCUGGGUAUAACAGUUGUUCUUUGGGCCGGUCUGACAUCAGCGUUCGGCCUCUACUUACAGACGAGAUGCGCACGGUAUCUGGAGAGAGGCACAUCCUCCUUCUUCGCCCUCUCUCAAAUCACCUAUCCGAACGCGGCGGUCAUCUUCGAUGCGGCAAUUGCAAUCAAAUGUUUUGGUGUCGGUGUCAGCUAUCUCAUCAUUAUCGGCGAUUUGAUGCCCGGUGUUAUUGAGGGGUUCGUUGGUGGUACUUCCGGAGUUGAUUUCCUAUACGACCGUCAUUUUUGGGUUACGGCAUUUAUGUUGAUUGUUAUUCCGCUUUCAUUCCUACGAAGACUAGACUCGUUGAAAUAUACCAGCAUUAUCGCCUUGAUCUCGAUUGGAUACCUUGUCAUUUUGGUUGUCGCCCAUUUUAUCAAGGGAGAUACCAUGGCAAACCGUGGCCCUAUCCAUCUAAUUGAAUGGCAGGGACUGAUUUCGGCCUUGAGUGUUUUCCCAGUGAUAGUGUUUGCUUACACUUGCCACCAAAAUAUGUUCUCGAUCCUCAAUGAGAUCGCCAAUGAUAGCCAUUAUAGAACAACAAGCGUUAUCGUAACGUCGAUCGGCAGCGCCGCAGCAACCUACGUACUCGUCGGUGUAACUGGGUAUCUUUCCUUCGGUGAUACCAUUGGCGGGAAUAUUGUCGGAAUGUACGCACCAUCAUUAGCAUCGACCAUUGCGCGUGCCGCCAUCGUCAUCCUUGUCAUAUUUUCCUACCCUCUGCAAAUUCAUCCCUGCAGAGCAUCCAUAGACGCAGUCUUGAAAUGGCGGCCAAACAGGUAUAAGCCAUCUGGGACUCAUUCUCCCAAUCGAAACCCUCUCAUACCAAGAACCAGCCCACCAAACGAAGGGAUGAGCGAUAUGCGCUUUGCGAUUAUCACAACCGUGGUUAUCGUACUGAGUUACAUAGUUGCCAUGACCGUUUCAUCUCUUGAAGCUGUACUGGCAUAUGUCGGUGCUACUGGAAGCACAAGCAUCAGUUUCAUCCUUCCAGGGCUGUUUUACUACAAGAUUUCAUCUCCCGAGUCCGCCGCACACCAGCGCCUGAUGAAAGAAGAUGAUGAACUUGCAGCAGAGGAAAACGCAGAUGGAAUAGAUCCGGCUUCGGGCGAUGCAGCCCAGAGCCUUCUUGGACGGUCCUAUGCUCGAUUCAUGUCCCGGUCUACCAGCCAAUGGCGUCGAGGGCUUCUUCGAAAGCUGAGUUUGGGCCUCGUAGUAUACGGAGUCGUGGUCAUGGUCGUAUGCCUGGUCACAAACACCUUCUUUUUAGCAUCAGACAUUAAGGGUUAA
Molecule: messenger RNA, 1524 nt
Organism: Microsporum canis CBS 113480
Lineage: Eukaryota; Fungi; Ascomycota; Eurotiomycetes; Onygenales; Arthrodermataceae
Product: vacuolar amino acid transporter 6
Exons: 5
Coding region: 1-1524 (507 amino acids)
Biological process (GO): amino acid transmembrane transport
Cellular component (GO): fungal-type vacuole membrane
Molecular function (GO): L-arginine transmembrane transporter activity; L-glutamate transmembrane transporter activity; L-serine transmembrane transporter activity
Source: RefSeq, a predicted model, not a curated record